AUGCGGGACAGGCACUCGAUCUCGAGCUUCCACUGUAACAUGGAAGUGUUUGGACUAGGAGUCGUGCUGAUGUUGACAAACUGGAUGUCUGUGGAUGACCACCUUGGUCCAGCUACUAUUGUCAACGACGUUGCCGACUGCCUUGUCCACUGCUACCAGAACGUCACGUGUUCGGGAGUGUUUUAUGACGAUGUUGGAAAACUGUGUUACUCGUCUCUAAAAGUCCAUAGUACCGCAAACCGACUUGUCUCUGAUGCUGGCGUCAAACAUUAUGGCUUUACGGCAGGAGCGUGUCCGUAUUCUAAAGGCUACACAUAUUUUAGAGGGGCCCAAAUCUGCAUGAAGAGAAUAAUCCCAGAUAAGGCUACCCAUGAUGGCGCUGGAGACAAGUGCCAGGAGGAUGGAGGGAGGCUGGUUCAUCCACAGAGCCCCAUCCACCAAGUUGUCAUGUACAGCUCGUACUUUGGGUGUUUCUGGAUUGGUGGAUACAGGGACGUGAGUAACGACACCUACUGGUGGUCAGAUGGAAGCGCCAUUACUUAUCUCCCUUGGCUGCCCACCUAUCCACGUUCCUCGACUACCUUGGUGAAGCUGGCAGCAUGCGAGGACGGCUGGAAGACCGUGAGCUCCACCCACGAGCUGAGGUACAUGUGUGAAAUACCCUUUCACACACACGUGUGCCCACAGUAAAGACCCUUGUCUGACCUACUGCGCUGAUAGACCCAUGAAGAUCAGGGAUACGAACUGAUCUUCAGUA
Haliotis rubra (blacklip abalone) is the source of this 757-nucleotide messenger RNA. RefSeq lists its product as uncharacterized. The coding region runs from base 1 to 690 and encodes 229 amino acids. The record is from RefSeq and is a predicted model, not a curated record. The transcript is spliced from 3 exons. Lineage: Eukaryota; Metazoa; Mollusca; Gastropoda; Lepetellida; Haliotidae.